CAUACAGCAGCGAUCUGCUGCACAGGCCGAGAGAGAGGGAGAGCGCCAUGAGCGGAAAUGGGCCGACGCACGUCUACUUUCAGACCUCCGUGGGGAGCUUCGCGGUCGAGCUGUACUCGCAGCACGCCCCCAAGUCGUGCCACAACAUGGGAGAGCUAGCACGACGCGGCUACUACGACAACACCAUUUUCCACCGAGUGAUCAAAGACUUCAUGGUGCAAGGAGGAGACCCCACGGGGACAGGGCGCGGGGGGGAGUCCAGCUUCGGAGGGAAGUUCGAGGACGAGAUUCGGCGGGACCUCAAGCACACGGGAGCGGGUAUCGUUUCCAUGGCCAACUCUGGGCCGAACACGAACGGCUCUCAGUUCUUUGUGACCCUUGGACCAACGCCGUGGCUUGACGGAAAGCACACAAUUCUAGGCCGAAUUUCGUCGGGCAUGAAGGUGGUGCGGCGGAUGGGAAUGGUGGCCGUAAACUCGGAAGACAAGCCCCUGCAGGACAUGCGGAUAAUCCGUGCGAAACCCCUAGUGCUUGCGCCGGGGGAGGACGGGCCAGGGGAGCAAUGAAGCCACGCCUGCGCCACAACUAUGUAUUUGUCUAAGACGGCUGCACUUUGCAACAGCAUCUAGCGCGAAGAGUUGUUUGAACGGGCAACGAGGGCAUCGCGGAAGUUGUUGGAGGGGGGUCUCUGUUUGUCGGUGUGAACACUGAUGUAGGACGAGCGUUAGGGUCCGCUGUAGGUACAGGACACCGGAGGCGAUAUUGAAGCCCCAUACUUGGGAAGUAUUUAUAGAUUUUUAUGUUGGGACAAGAGGUAGCUUGUGUAUGAUACCCACAAGCACUUCGUGUUCAGGAGGUUGUGGGUCCCGGGUAACCUGCUUCCUGAUCUGGCGUGAUGUGAGGAUUGGAGGUACACUCAUGGUGCCUCCGUUGAAGCUGUUGAAGUACAAAAGUGUAUGAGUUUUUUCCCUCUCUGAAGACCCAAGAAAAGUCUCCUACUCGCAUGACCGGGCACCAGCAAGGGUGGGUAUCAUCCGCACGGAAUAUGGGCGGCAGUGCUGUGCCAAAGAGGUCACGCCAUAACCCAUGUUCUUUGUUGCACAAAUAUAAUCAAAUGCAUCGAUAUCGCAGGCGGGGGGGCAGCACACCGAGAG
Ectocarpus sp. CCAP 1310/34 is the source of this 1154-nucleotide messenger RNA. NCBI's taxonomy places the organism in Eukaryota, Phaeophyceae, Ectocarpales, Ectocarpaceae. The record is from the annotation of a GenBank genome assembly.